Messenger RNA from Rotaria sp. Silwood1, 1347 nucleotides. The record is from the annotation of a GenBank genome assembly. NCBI's taxonomy places the organism in Eukaryota, Metazoa, Rotifera, Eurotatoria, Philodinida, Philodinidae.
AUGGAUGUUAAUCGUGACAAUUUUUAUGAUAUUUUACCAGAAAUUUUAAAUGAUAUUAAUAAUGCUGAUUAUGUAGCAGUUGAUGGUGAAUUUACAGGAAUAUUAAGAUUUAAUAAUAUGAGUCGUUUUGAUACUCCAGCUGAACGAUAUAAACGUCAUUAUGAAUAUGAUAGACAUUAUUUAAUGAUUCAAAUUGGUCUUGCAAUGAUCCAAUGUACGAAUCAAAGAGAAAAUCGAUAUGCAUUAAAAGCUUAUAAUUUUUAUUUAUUUUCUGAAAAUGAAACCGAUGCAUUUGAGUUUCGAUCAAAAAGUUCAUCAUUGCAAUUUUUAGCAGCUAAUCAUUUUGAUUUUGCUCAAUUAUUUCUCAAAGGAAUUCCUUUCGUUUGCAAAACAAAAUAUUUAGAAACAUUAAAAAGUUCUCAACUAUCAUCAUCAAAUGAUAAUAAUCCUCAAAUAUCGAAUGGUAUUACCAUUAAUAAAAAAAGAAAACCUGAAGCAACAACAAAUUCAGUACAAGAACAACUUGAAUCCAGUAAUGCGUCCAACGCAGAGUCAUUAAAAAAUCCAAUGAUCGGAUUUUCAGAAGUUAUGUGGAAACUACAAGAGUCUAAUAUUAUUUCAAAUACAGGAUUAAAUGUUUUGUAUAAAAGAAUUCGUGAAUCACCAUUUCCAUCGUGUCGUUUUGAUGUUGUUGACAAUUUCAAAUAUGCAUCGAAUGGACAUGAACAUACAGCUGGUUAUGAUGCUACUUGUACAGCUAUUUGUAUGACUGAAAUGAUGGCAUAUAUCGCUGAAAAAACUGAAUUUAAAGGAAAUCCAAUUGAGCAUGCAUUAGUUAAUACAUUUAACGGAAAAUUAUUUAUUAUGCUUUCAUUUGAUCUGACAUAUGUUGAUUUACUAAAUGAUGAUGAUUUACCUGAUCGAUCAUGUAUUUUUUAUGUAUCUCAUCCACAAACAUGGUCAACAGCUAAUGUACGUGAAUAUUUUUCUCAAUGGAAUCUUCUUGCUUAUGAUCAAUUGGAUUUAACAACACAUAUAAUUGCAGUAUCAUUAGAAAAAGAUACAAUACAGACAAUUUUAUCAAAAAUGCGUGCAAACGAUAAAAAUUUAAUCAUAACUCCUUAUGCAGAAUAUCAUCAUCUUGACACUUCAAAAAUAAAAACUAAAGAACUUGAUCCUCUUUUUGAUCUGAAUCCAAACAAUAGAAGAUCUAAUAAUUGGGUUUGUAUUGAUAAUGAUACAGUCUCGAUGAAUAUUCCUUCGUAUUCAACAGAAAAAUCUAUACAGACAAUGAACAGCUAUAAUCAUAUAUCAUCAGGUAAUAAAACUAGUUCAACAAUUAAUUGA